UUUCAAAUGCGAACAUUGAGGGAAGGGAACUGUUUUCAGAUGUGAGUUUUCAAGCGCUUUUCUUGUGUGUGCAUCUAAGGUCGAAAGUGCACAAGUGGACAUAAGUGACUGACUUUAGGAAGUCACUCACCAUGGCCUAUCCUCAAGGCUUUCUCUUCCAACCGUCGGUGUCUCUAGCUCUCCAUUCCUGUCCCCCGUUCAGUUCCAGUGUGAUUUUAGGAGGACCAAGGACAGAGGAACUGGGCCGGUCGUCUUCAGGCUCAGCCUUCGCCCCUUACGCGGGAUCACCGGCGUUCAAUGGUUCAUCCCCCGGCUUCAAUUCUCACCUCCAGUAUAGCGGAGAGCAGACGGCGGCACUGAACUCAUUUGUGGGCUCCGCGUACGAUCCCUCAGCGGGUAUCGCUGGCUCUUUAGAGUAUCACCCGUUCGGUGUAGCAUUGGGCUAUCCAUAUGGAGACCCUGCAUACAGGAAAAAUGCUACAAGAGAUGCGACUGCCACUCUCAAAGCGUGGCUCAAUGAACACCGUAAAAACCCCUACCCAACCAAGGGUGAGAAGAUCAUGCUGGCCAUCAUUACUAAGAUGACCCUUACCCAAGUGUCCACCUGGUUCGCCAACGCCAGACGGCGGUUGAAGAAAGAGAAUAAAAUGACGUGGAUCCCGAGGAAUAGAAGUGAGGAUGAGGAAGAAGAUGACAACAUUGACCUGGAGAAGAAUGACGACGAAGAAGAGCCACUUCUGCCCACGGCAGAAAUUGGGUCGAAAAAUGAAGCAGUUGGGCAGCAUCUUAAUCCAGUGGGAAUCCCCUGUGAGAAAUACAAAGAAGACAAUAGCGGCAAUGACAUGGAACCUGUCUUAAUUGAUCCGAAUGUAAAGGACCACGGGGACAGGAGAGUGCCCGAGAUGCCACGGCCCACCACCGCAGCAUCUCCCCAAAACGCGGAAGUUGGAGUGGAAAGGGAUUCAGACUCCGCAGCCUCGGAAAGUCCACCUCCACUGAGGCGUAAUGACUCAGGCAACUCCAGCAACGCUACAUCAGUGAUUCACUCGGCCCUUCCGGCCCCGAAACCAAAACUGUGGUCGCUCGCGGAGAUUGCAACUUCUUCGGAUAAAUGUAAAGGAUGUAGUGAUGCCGCUCAGACCGUGCCCAGACAAUUACGUACAGAGAUUCCGGGCGGUAGGCCUAUGUCAUCUCCAUUACGAGACGCUUCUCAGAAUCUUUUCCCUCACAGUGCAGCCCUAUCCAGACAUGUAUAUUAUACGUCUCCCUUUUUCCAGGGUUACUCGAACUAUCAUGGCACUUUUGGACACCUGCAGAGCCCCGGAUCCAACAUGGGCUCAGCGACGCAUUUAAAUGGAUUACAUCAAACUAUGUUACACAGAGCCGAGGCUCUGGCAAGAGACAGCCAAGCCAGGAGCCAAACACAGAUAGAUAUUUGUAAAGACUUGAGAUAUGAAAUUAAGAAAGGUAUGACACAUGUCUAGUAGCCUGUGUGACAUUUGGUAAGCUAUAGGCUCCAUAUAGACAUUUUAUUUAUUGUCCAACUGGGAAAAUAAACUAUAUUUUAAGUGGGGAAAAAAAACAUAUUGAGAUGCAAAUGGUACAAUGACAAUGACUAUUCCUGAGAGUCCCUAAAAAGGCAACAAACAAUUAUUUAGGAAUGUGAACAUUCAAUUAUUACAUUUAGAAUGGUUUAAAGGAUAAUGUGGAGGGAAAAAAGUGGAUUCCUUUG
This is a messenger RNA of Oncorhynchus masou masou (cherry salmon), 1732 nucleotides long. Its product is annotated as Iroquois homeobox protein 5a-like. Bases 132 to 1484 code for a protein of 450 amino acids. Lineage: Eukaryota; Metazoa; Chordata; Actinopteri; Salmoniformes; Salmonidae. The transcript is spliced from 3 exons. Gene Ontology annotation, cellular component: nucleus. Gene Ontology annotation, molecular function: DNA-binding transcription factor activity, RNA polymerase II-specific; RNA polymerase II cis-regulatory region sequence-specific DNA binding. The record is from RefSeq and is a predicted model, not a curated record. Gene Ontology annotation, biological process: neuron differentiation; cell development; regulation of transcription by RNA polymerase II.